GCGUGCGCGGCGCCGCCGCCGUCGGGAGCGAGCCAGCAGCGAAGCCGGCCGUGGCGUUGCGGCCCUCCUUCGCUUCUUCUUCUCCGUCUCCGUCUCCGGCUGAGCCGGAGAAGGGGAGGACGGGACGUUGAGGGACUUGAGACACGAUGAAUGAACCAAGAUGCUGUGCUGAAGAGAUCGGCUGUUCAUUGGGAGCUUUGCGCUGCGGGACUGGAGUGUGAAAGGAGCACAAAAUGAAAAUGCUUCCCGGUGUCGGGGUAUUUGGGACUGGGAGUUCGGCCCGUGUGUUGGUCCCUCUGCUGAGAGCCGAAGGCUUCUCCAUUGAAGCUCUAUGGGGGAAGACUGAAGAGGAAGCCAAACAGCUAGCUGAGGAAAUGAACAUUUCCUUCUACACCAGUCGAACAGAUGAUGUUUUGCUGCACCAGGAUGUAGAUCUGGUUUGCAUCAACAUUCCCCCUCCGCUAACGCGACAAAUUGCAGUGAAAGCUCUAGGAAUUGGAAAGAACGUAAUCUGCGAGAAAGCCGCUACCUCUCUCGAUGCUUUUAGGAUGGUCACGGCUGCUAGGUAUUACCCCAAGCUCAUGAGCAUCGUGGGCAACGCUCUGCGCUUUCUACCCGCGUUUGUCAGAAUGAAGCAGUUACUCGACGAACACUAUGUCGGCAGCAUCCUGGUCUGUGACGUGCGAGUGUACUGGGGCAGCCUCCUCAGCCAGAAGUACAACUGGAUUUGCGACGAGCUGAUGGGCGGGGGCGGCCUGCACACGAUGGGCACUUACAUCAUAGACCUGCUGACCCAUCUCACGAGCCGAAAGGCCGAGAAGGUCCACGGGCUGCUGAAAACAUUCGUCAAGCAGAACUCGGCCAUCAGCGGCAUCCGCCACGUCACCAGUGAUGACUUCUGCUUCUUCCAGAUGCUGAUGGCGGGAGGCAUCUGUAGCACAGUGACGCUAAACUUCAACAUGCCCGGGUCCUUCGUUCACGAGGUCAUGAUCGUAGGCUCAGCUGGCCGCCUUAUUGCUCGCGGGAUGGACUUAUAUGGACAGAAGAACGCAGCUCCCCAGGAAGAGCUAUUAUUUAAGGACUCCCUGAAUGUCCAUGCGGAGCUGUCCGAAAAAGAAUUCAAGGACAUCCCUCUUCUGUACCUCAAAGGAAUGGUCUACUUGGUGCAAGCUCUCCGCCUUUCCUUCCAGGAUCAGGAGGACCAGAGGACCUGGGAUCCCAAACCGGUGGCAAUGGCAGCUUCUUUUGAAGAUGGCCUCUAUAUGCAAAGUGUGGUAGAUGCCAUUAAAAGGUCCAGCAGGUCUGGAGAAUGGGAGACGGUGGAGGAGAUGAUUGAAGAGCCCGAUGCCAACCAGAACCUCUGUGAGGCGCUGCAGAGAAAUAACCUAUAAUGCAGAGACUCCUGCAAAACGGAACCAUUGGAAGCAGAAGGGGUGGGAGGGUGGAAUGGAAGCAGGGGAAAAAGAGGAAGGGUAUAUGUGUGUAAAGGGGGAGUCUGUGUUUUUUUUUAAUCUCGGAGAAUUUUAAUUGUUGCAGACGUACGUGUCUCUGGUUACUUAAAAUUUAAUAACUUGUGUAUUGUUAGGAAAACUUGAAUUGCCAGUUGCACUCAGCAGACAACAGCUCUGUCCCCCCCCAAAAUCAAGAGCUUUUGGGGUGCCAAGCUCUCUUCUGUGCCCAGCUCACGUAUUGAUGCAAGUUGAACCUAAUUGGCAUGUAGUGCUAGAGAAUGCUGAUUGUUUUUAAAAUAGGAAUCGAAGUUAUUUUUUUUAACAGCCCUUUGAGGUGGGGAAACAGCGUCCCCAAAGGAAUACAAAGGAGGUCCUUUUAAGAGGAUUAGAAGGGACAGGUACAGGUAUCUCUUUGCAGAGACACAAGACUUUGCUACAAUUCAGGGAGCAACCAGUGAACGAUCAUGUUCAUUCAUUGGGUUUCCCCAACUCUCAUAUGAAGCCCAUCUGUACCGAAAGACUGAAGCAUGGAUCUGAGAAAGCUUGCAUUGAAUUAACCCAGUCUAGAACUCCAUGCCUAGAUGCUCCAGACACUUUCCGGCAUUUUUCAGUCUAUCCGUGGCAGUAGAAAUGGGAAAAAGAAGAUUAGCGCCCAAGGCCCCCCCAAAAGUGAAAUGGGAUAUCCCAUUUCACUUUUGGGGGGGCCUUGGGCGCUAAUCUUCUUUUUCCCAUUUCUACUGCCACGGAUAGACUGAAAAAUGCCGGAAAGUGUAUAUAUAUAUUGCGAACUAUCCUAAAAAUACAAGUUCCAGGCGUAGCUAUAAAAGAAGAGACAGACAGGCAUCACGAUCUCCGGAACUUAAAACAUAUUAUCCACUUAGCUUUCGUUAGCCUCUGCUAACAUCGUCAGAGUAUAAAAACUACCAUUGAAGAGAUAUUUGCCUUUAUACAUCAUUGAUGAAUUUGGCCAUUGCGUGCGUUGAUAGACCCAUCCACCUGCCUCCAACCUGUAGUUAGCUCUGUCGUUUUUGCUUCAGACAUGUUAAUCGUUGGAGGCUUAGCUCCUCUGUCAUGCUUGGACUGCUCAUCCCCAGGGAAUGACGCUGAGCUGCCAGAUAUAUUCUAAUUCUUAUCUGCCUUCACAUACCCCAUCCCAUAUAUGGAAGGAAGGAAGGGAAGGAAGGAUGGAUGGAUGGAUGGAUGGAUGGAUGGAUGGAAGAUUGGGAUGGGAUGGGAUGGGGUAUGUAAAGGCAGAGAAGAUUUAGAAUUAAAUUCCUUCCCUUGGAAAAAACACACACACCAAAAACUUCCUGUUUUUUGCAUGAAUAGUUUGAACUUAGAAGUGACUUUCUAUGGUCAUUUGCAUCUUCCCCUGGAAUGCUCUUGCUUCAUUUCAUCUGACAAAAACACCCGAUGGAAUGCAGUUGCUGUUUCUGGAUCUUCUUACCCUUGUUGGUACGAGGGUUCUACAGGACUUGGUCCUUUUCUUCCCAUCCAAAUUUUUUUUUACCAUGCUAGCCAAUCCCACCAAUGUCGAUUGCUUGGCAGUGCAAAAAAAA
Messenger RNA from Thamnophis elegans (Western terrestrial garter snake), 3010 nucleotides. It is a transcript of the gene GFOD2, whose product is annotated as glucose-fructose oxidoreductase domain containing 2. Gene Ontology annotation, cellular component: extracellular matrix. Gene Ontology annotation, biological process: extracellular matrix organization. Gene Ontology annotation, molecular function: nucleotide binding. The coding region runs from base 234 to 1391 and encodes 385 amino acids. Lineage: Eukaryota; Metazoa; Chordata; Lepidosauria; Squamata; Natricidae. The record is from RefSeq and is a predicted model, not a curated record. The transcript has 3 exons.